UCACUGCCGUGGGUUUCAAGCUUUUGUCAAACAUAUGGGUUGCAUCAUCUCUUCUCGAAGAAAGAAACCGGCGACAAAAGAGUCGCCGGAGUACCGUCCUCGCUUCCAAGUUCCUCCAUCAACUUCAACAGUGAUAGCUAAUGAUGAUGAUGAUGAUGAUGAUGAAGCACAUAAAGUCUCAGAAAAGGUGAGUGAUAAGUUAGGUCUUAAGGAGCUGAAAAGAGAAGAGAGCGUCCUUGUCGUUAAUCCUCCUCCUCCUCGCUCAUCGGAAUUAGCUGACUCCGGUUGGCCGCCGUGGCUUAUCCCCCACGCUGGUGAAGCGCUUGUUGGUUGGCUUCCUCGCCCUGAAUCUCACUUCGAGAAGCAAGAACAAAUUGGAAGAGGAACAUUCAGCAAGGUGUUCAAAGCUAGAGAUCUUCUCCGCAACAAGACCGUAGCUCUCAAGAGAAUCCGUUUCGAUCUAAACGACUCAGAGAGCAUCAGGUGCAUAGCUAGAGAGAUCAUAAUCCUACGCAAGCUAGACCAUCCAAACAUCAUUAAACUAGAAGGGCUCAUGCUUGUAGAACACGACUCCUCUAUCCUAUACAUGAUCUUUGAGUACAUGGAACAUGACCUCUUACGACUCUCUUCAUUACUCGGUGUUGAAUUCUCUGAGCCUCAGGUUAAAUGCUACAUGAGGCAGCUCUUUAGAGGUCUUGAUCAUUGUCACACUAACCAUGUACUCCAUAGAGAUAUAAAAAGCUCUAAUCUUCUCAUAAACCAACAUGGAGUCCUCAAGAUUGCUGAUUUUGGGUUAUCGACGUUUUUCGAUCCUCAUAACAGUGUUCCUUUGACUACAAACGUUGUAACUCUAUGGUACAGACCUCCUGAGCUUUUGCUUGGAGCUUCUCAUUACAGUGUUGGCAUCGACAUGUGGAGCACAGGCUGUGUACUAGGUGAGAUAUACGCUGGAAAGCCUAUUCUUCCUGGUAAAAACGAGACAGAACAACUGCAAAAGAUAUUCGAGUUGUGUGGAUCACCUACAGAAGACUAUUGGACAAAGCUGAAGAUUUCUGCUCCAUUGAGACCAAUGUUCCCAUACGGAUCAAAUAUAGCAGAGACAUUCAAAGAGUUUCCGGUUCCUGUUAUCUCGCUUCUAGAGACUUUGCUCUCUAUAGAUCCAGAUCUUCGAGGCACUGCUGCUACUGCUCUCAACAGCGAGUACUUCAACACUGAGCCAUUGGCUUGCGAUCCAUCUUCUCUAUCAAAGUACGCUCCCAGUAAAGAAAUGGACAUUAAGAAGCUCGGUGAAGCUACAAAGCAAGCUUCACAAAUUAGAAGAGGAGACGAACCACAAGCAGAUUCUUCUAGCAGAGAAACUUCAUAUACAAAUUCAUACGAGGAAGAGGAGACUACCAGUUUACAAGAUCAUUCUCCUAUACAAAUGCAAAGAGCUACGGACAUGGCAACCGAUGAUGAAACUGGAGCAGAAGAAGACUCUUACAGGGAUCCAUAUGGACACAACCAGAAUAUGGAGGAAGACAUACCUUUGCCAAUGAGUCCAUCUAGAGUUAACUCAAAAGCAACAAUUCUAUCUAGCGUUUAUGAGAAUGGGACAUCUUCUUCGGAGAGAGUAGGCAUCAUGCACACAUUGAUUGAAGAUUGUACUGUCAAUUAGAUUCAAAUAUUGAGAGAGAGAAAAAAAAACAGAUUCAAAACACAUAAUAAAACAUUCUUUGCUUUUA
Molecule: messenger RNA, 1724 nt
Organism: Raphanus sativus (radish)
Lineage: Eukaryota; Viridiplantae; Streptophyta; Magnoliopsida; Brassicales; Brassicaceae
Product: probable serine/threonine-protein kinase At1g54610
Exons: 5
Coding region: 35-1657 (540 amino acids)
Biological process (GO): protein phosphorylation; positive regulation of transcription elongation by RNA polymerase II
Cellular component (GO): nucleus; cyclin-dependent protein kinase holoenzyme complex
Molecular function (GO): ATP binding; RNA polymerase II CTD heptapeptide repeat kinase activity; cyclin-dependent protein serine/threonine kinase activity
Source: RefSeq, a predicted model, not a curated record